Messenger RNA from Marasmius oreades (fairy-ring Marasmius), 1749 nucleotides. RefSeq lists its product as uncharacterized. Gene Ontology annotation, molecular function: ATP binding; glucokinase activity; mannokinase activity. The transcript is spliced from 13 exons. The coding region runs from base 61 to 1563 and encodes 500 amino acids. Gene Ontology annotation, cellular component: mitochondrion; cytosol. Gene Ontology annotation, biological process: glucose 6-phosphate metabolic process; intracellular glucose homeostasis; glycolytic process. The record is from RefSeq and is a predicted model, not a curated record. Lineage: Eukaryota; Fungi; Basidiomycota; Agaricomycetes; Agaricales; Marasmiaceae.
AAAUAGUGCUUAGCUUGCUACUUUCAUUAGCCCUCAUUUUGGAAUCUUCUAACCCUCAUCAUGCCUGUAUCUCGACGAGGAAGUGGCAGUAUCACUCUACCGAGUGGCCAUACAAUGGCCGUUCACACCAGAACUCAAGAUGAAGAUAUUCUGCCCCAUGCAACGAAGAGGACUAUGGCAGACCAUCUGCGGAGACUUGAGAGUCUGUUCACGUUGACACCACAGAGAAUGAGGAUGAUAGUCGACGCUUUCAAGGAGACUCUCGAAUUGGGCUUGGAAAAGCCUAAGCAAGUCGUUCCUAUGAUCCCUACCUUCGUGUUUGGAUGGCCUACUGGAAGAGAAAAAGGAGAUUAUUUGGCCGUAGAUCUAGGCGGAACGAACCUCCGCGUCUGUCUUGUAAAUGUACAAGGAGAGGGCAAAUUCGAAGUCACACAGACGAAGUAUCGUCUCACUGAGGACCAAAAGCAAGACGAUGGUCAAAAGUUGUUCGAUUUCUGCGCCGAAUGUCUCAAAACAUUCGUAGACAACAACUUCACAGAUGAUGGUGGAGAACUAUCAUUGAAGCCCGGUGAAUCCUUACCUCUCGGGUUCACAUUUUCCUAUCCUUGUUUCCAGAAGGCAAUCGACCACGGAGAGUUGAUCCGGUGGACGAAGGGUUUUGGAGCUACCAAUACCGAGGGUCGUGAUGUCGCUGAAAUGUUCCGCAAGUCUCUCGAGAAAUAUAAAUUACCCGUAGCUCUCACUGCACUCAUUAACGAUACGACUGGUACUUUGAUUGCAUCUCACUACGUCAACCCUAACACGAAGAUUGCCGUCAUAUUUGGCACGGGGUGCAAUGCUGCCUACAUGGAGAAGGUGCGCGAUAUCCCGAAGAUCAAAGACCUGAACAUAGACGAGAAGGAUGAAAUGGCGAUCAAUUGUGAAUGGGGCGCGUUCGACUCCUUUGAACACGAGCAUCUUCCGAGGACGAAGUACGAUGUGACGGUGGACGAAACAUCGAACAAACCGGGCGAACAGGCCUUCGAGAAACUGAUCUCAGGGAGAUAUUUGGGAGAAAUUCUCCGGCUAGUGAUAUGCGAGCUUAUUGAUGAAGGUGUACUCUUCCUUGGACAGAACACUUACAAACUGGAAACCCCCUACGUCUUCGAGACCGCUUUUCUUUCUUUGAUGGAGAGCGACCCCACCGAUGAACUUCUGAUGAUCAUUGGUAUCUUCACGCACUUCUUCGCUGUGGAAACAACACUGGCGGAACGCCAGUUCUUCCGCGCUCUCGCAAAGCUUAUCGGUCGACGUGCGGCUCGCCUCAGUGCUUGUGGUAUCGCCGCUAUCGUUGACAAAAUGGGAUACUUGGAUGAGGGAUGUUCCGUGGGUGCUGAUGGGUCUCUCUACAACAAAUAUCCUGGGUUUGCCGACAGAGUGCAUGAAGGGCUGGUCGACAUCUUUGGCGAUAAGGGAAGGAACAUCAUAACACACCACGCUGAGGACGGAAGCGGUGUUGGUAGCGCAAUCAUAGCUGCGAUGACUAAGGUGCGAAGAGAUGCUGGUCUGUACCCCCAUGUUUGAACAGAACUCGAGAUGGUUGGCCUGGUGGAAAAUAAGAAUGGCGCUGGAAGUAACGAUCACUUCAACAUAGAAGGACAAUCAACGUAUUCGCUCACGUUAAGAGGUAAAUACAAUCGAUAUUCAUACUGCGAAUUCAAUGCUAUCUUGCUUUGUCUAUGUCAUGGUACAUUUUGGGAACAAGCCCGC